Molecule: messenger RNA, 1452 nt
Organism: Knipowitschia caucasica
Lineage: Eukaryota; Metazoa; Chordata; Actinopteri; Gobiiformes; Gobiidae
Source: the annotation of a GenBank genome assembly
AUGUCCGACUACGACCGGUCCACCGCGUUCCUCGGGGAAUGGGAGAGCUUCCAGUGGCGCCAGCUCCUGCUCCUGUCCCUGGCCAUCGUCCCCAACGGCUUCACCGGGCUGGCCGUGGUCUUCCUCGCAGACACCCCCUCCCACCGCUGCCUCAUCCCCGCGGAGGCCAACCUGAGCGCGGCCUGGACCAACAGCUCUGGGGCGGGGGGCUGCUCUCGGUACAGACUGAGCGCCCUACAAGAGUUCACGCGGAGGGGUCUGGACCCGGAGGACGUCAACGUGUCCGCGGUGGAGACGGAACCGUGCCUGGACGGAUGGGAGUAUGACAGCAGCGUGUACGAGUCCACCAUCAUCACAGAGUGGGACCUGGUCUGUGACGACAGCUGGAAAAACCCUCUGACCUCCUCCAUCUUCUUCGGUGGAGUUCUGACCGGGUCCUUCAUCUCAGGACAACUCUCUGAUCGGUUUGGGAGGAAGCGGAUGCUGUUCAUCUCCAUGGCGAUCACAAACAUCUUCUACUUCCUCCAGAUCUUCUCUCCGUCAUGGCUCGUCUUCUGCUCUCUGUACUUCGUGGUCGGAAUGGGUCAGAUCUCCUGCUACGUCACUGCGUUUGUGCUCGGUAUGGAGGUGCUGACUCCUGGUGUCCGCACAGCCUUCUCCACGGUGGGCGUUUGCUUGUUCUUCGCCGCUGGUUACAUGCUGCUGCCGCUGGUGGCCUUCCUGCUGCGGAGCUGGAGGUCUCUGCUGCUCGGCCUCACCCUCCCCUCCCUCACCCUCGUCCCCCUCUGGUGGCUGAUCCCAGAGUCUCCGCGAUGGUUACUGUCUCAGGGACGAGUGGAGGAAGCUGAAGUCAUCGUCAAAAACGCAGCAAAAAUGAACGAAAUGGAGGCUCCAGAAAUCAUCUUUAAGUCUCUGCAGGUCUUGUCGCCGUCAGAAAAGAAGAAAAGGUCGUUCAACAUCUGCGACCUGCUGCGCUGGGGCGCCCUCCGCUGGCUGUCGCUCACGCUGUGGCUGAUCUGGAAUAGUGUCACCAUCGCGUACUUCGCUCUCUCUCUGAACACCUCUAAUCUCCAUGGCGACGCGUACCUUAACUGCUUUCUGUCGGCGCUGGUGGAGGUACCAGCGUACGUCCUGUCCUGGUUCCUGUUCCGCUGGUGCCCCCGCAGACUCAGUCUCUGUGCCACUCUGCUGACAGGGGGAGGGGUCCUGCUACUCAUCCCCCUCAUCCCCUCCAACCUCGCAAUGGUCACCGUUGCCCUGGAGAUGCUCGGGAAGUUCGGCGCCACCGUGGCCUUCGCCAUUAUCUAUGCCUACACCGCGGAGCUGUACCCCACAGUCCUGAGGACCACGGCCCUGGCCUCCUGCUCCAUGGCGGCGAGGGUCGGCUCCAUCGUGGCUCCCUACUUCAUAUAUUUAAGUAUCUUCAAAUCCUGUGCAACAAACUCUGGUUGA